UGACAAAACAGUUUAAUAUUAUUAAUAUUAAUUAAUAUUAAAUGUGUACUAAAGCAAAACCCAUUAAGUUCCUACUUUAUACAAUGUUGUCUGCUUGGGUUGUAGGGGGAGACCAAGAUCCUGAAGUUGAAGAACCUGCGUCCUCAGGACUAUGCUAACUACACAUGCACUGCCUCUGUCCGCAAUGUCUGUGGCAUCCCCGACAAGAGUGUGCUAUUCCGGCUCACCAACAAAACCGCCUCCCCAACUAUUAAGCUGCUUGUGGAAGACCCCAAUUGUGGCCAACCCUGGGCAGACAGUGAUCCUGGUGUGCAUCAUCUCUGGAGGCGAGCCUACCCCGACCCUGACGUGGGUUCGGAACACCGAAGAGCUUCCAAAGAAGAGCAUUCUCAAGAGUGACACCCUUACAAUACCUGCCAUCAGCACGGAGGAUGCUGGUGUUUACAGCUGUGUAGCCAGUAACAAUGUGGGUAAUCCUGCGAAGAAAUCCACCAACAUUGUCGUCAGAGCUCUGAAGAAGGGCCGGUUCUGGAUCACACCCGACCCCUAUCAUAAUGAUGACAACAUCCAGAUCGGCAGAGAGGUGAAGAUAUCCUGUCAGGUGGAGGCCACGCCGCCUGAGGAGCUGAUGUUCAGCUGGCUGAAGAACGGCCGUCCGCUGCGUAGCUCAGAGCGCAUGGUCAUUACCCAGACCGACCCAGACGUUGCCCCGGGAAUCACAAACCUGGACAUCAUCGACCUCAAGUUUACUGACUUUGGCACUUACACCUGUGUGGCCUCACUAAAGAAUGGAGGGAUACCAGAGAUCAGCAUAGACGUCAACAUCUCCUCCACCACUGUCAUGCUUAAUCAACCUGCAGAUGCAAGAUCUCUCUCCCACCAGGCUCCCUGCAGUUGCAAUCGGAAAUACAUUCAGCAUUGUUCUCCUCUUUUCUUUUUUUUUGUCCUUUACUCAUUACCAUCCCUUCAUAUAAAUCUGUCUUUCCCCCUCACCUUAUGUAGGAGAGAAAAUAGAUUUGUCUUUUAUCUCCAAUGGAGAAAAAAUGUCUUUUUUUCUCACUGUACAGUAUUUAUCUGUCUUUGUCAUCAUCUUUCAUAUCCCACAUCUCAUAUGUGCAUGAUAGGUUUCAUUAUGACAGUCCGUUUCUUGUAUUAAGUCUUUUGCUCCUUUUUAAGACUACCCCAAAAUAAUCCACUCAUCCUCACUAUCCAACUAGGGCCCUUGUUUUCAUGCAGCUCUUUUAUUAAUAGUGUUGAGCUUGUGAAGUGGGCCAUGGAGACUUGGACACUUCAUGUCCUUAUGCUUUAUGUACAGUGAAGUAAGUUUCAUGUUUAAUGGAAAGGCCUGUGUGGCACCCCAGUGGCUAAUUUCAGAGGAACUGGUGUUUCUGUGGCAUUGUUGAAGAUGUUGAUGUCUUCAGUUGUCCUGUCUCACAGAGCAUGUCAUCACAUCAACCUGACCCUGCGGUUUCUGAGGUCUGGACUCAAUCAAAAUACAGUAGUUAAUGGAAAGUGUUUUGGUCAAAUUGUUCAGUCAUUUGGGGAUUUGAUGUGGAAAACUCACAUUCCCUUGUACCUAGACGUCCUAAGUGCCUGUCAAAAUUUGAAGGAAUGGUACGGGUUGAAUACAAGGUCCGUCAAUAGCAUUUCUCCA
Cyprinus carpio (common carp) is the source of this 1654-nucleotide messenger RNA. RefSeq names its product MAM domain-containing glycosylphosphatidylinositol anchor protein 2-like. The transcript has 4 exons. Lineage: Eukaryota; Metazoa; Chordata; Actinopteri; Cypriniformes; Cyprinidae. Gene Ontology annotation, biological process: synapse organization; homophilic cell-cell adhesion. The coding region runs from base 152 to 1156 and encodes 334 amino acids. Gene Ontology annotation, cellular component: plasma membrane; neuronal cell body; axon. Gene Ontology annotation, molecular function: axon guidance receptor activity. The record is from RefSeq and is a predicted model, not a curated record.